Oryza brachyantha (malo sina) is the source of this 1366-nucleotide messenger RNA. Its product is annotated as ethylene-responsive transcription factor RAP2-12-like. The transcript has 3 exons. The record is from RefSeq and is a predicted model, not a curated record. Gene Ontology annotation, molecular function: DNA binding; DNA-binding transcription factor activity. Gene Ontology annotation, biological process: ethylene-activated signaling pathway; regulation of DNA-templated transcription. The coding region runs from base 40 to 969 and encodes 309 amino acids. NCBI's taxonomy places the organism in Eukaryota, Viridiplantae, Streptophyta, Magnoliopsida, Poales, Poaceae.
CCGGCGGCGACGUCUCGAAGCAAGAAGAGCAAGCAAGCCAUGUGCGGCGGCGCGAUCCUCGCCGAGUUCAUCCCGGCGAGGGUGCACCGGAGCCUGACUGCCGCCGAGCUCUUGCCGGAGGCUUCCUCCUCUGCCGAGAGGAGACCCGCCCGGAAGAGGAAGGCUUCUUCUUCCCAUGAUGACUUCGAGGCAGAGUUCGAGCUCUUCGAGGACAACGACGACGACGCGGAGCUCGAGCUUUCCGACGAGGAGGAGGCUUUGGCUGUGCCAUGUGUGUCGUCGAAGUCGAAGCCUUUUUCCUUUGCGUAUUCGGACGUUUCUUCGAGCUCCAGGCGCCGGCCUCGCAUGGCGGCCGGCCGAGAGACGAGCGGGAAGAAGUACAGGGGCGUCCGGUGCCGGCCGUCGGGCAGAUGGGCGGCUGAGAUCAGGGACCCGCGGAAGGGGCGGCGGGUGUGGCUCGGCACGUACGGCAGCGCCGAGGAGGCCGCCAUGGCCUACGACCGCGAGGCCCGCCGCAUCCGCGGCCAGGCCGCGAGGCUCAACUUCCCGCGGCCGCGCGAAGGUGGUUGCUCUCCUCGCCGGACGACGAACCGGCCCCGCUGGGCCAUCGACCUGAACCUCCCCGCGGCCGUCUCCGACGACGACGACAUGGCUGUCGACGCCGCCGUCGCAGGCAAUGCUGGCCGUGCAGGGAGAGGGAGCGAGCCGGUGGACAGCAAGAUCAAGAAGCUGAUCAAGCACGGCCCUCACGUGGAGAGCGCCAUGCCACCCGAGCUCAUCAUGGAGGACGCGAGCUGCAGCAGCGCAGCCCGCGGGGCGCUGCAGCUGCAGUACGCGGCGCUGAUCUCCGACUGCGACCGUGAGCUGGAGGAGAUCGCCGCCCUGGAGAGGGACGUCGAGAGGCGCCGGAGGCAGGUGUGCGAGCAGAGGCGCCACUUCGUCAGGAAGGCGUCUCUUCUGCUCGACUGAUGAUCAUACGUUCUACCUUGUGCUGAACUCUGAAUGUUUUGAGCUUGUCUGAACUCUACACUGUGCCACCCUGUUUCACUGCAUUGUGAUUUGUGAGGCUGACAUGUGGGCCAUACAUCAGUGGCCUAUUGAAGCAACAACAUCAGGAAAUUCAGGAUCGAACAUCUGAGAAAGCUUUCAGGUUUCUGGAAUUUCUGGUGCUUUUUUUGUGAUCAGCUGCAAGCAACACUCUCUAUGCUCAGCAGAGCAGGUGCAGGUACCUGUGUGAAGUUUGUGUCUGUGUGUGGGUAUUGUAUUCUUGUAACUUUGCAAGCUAUAAAUUUGUGAGGAAGAGUAGUGUUUGCUUGGUGUGUAAGAAUACAAAUAAAUAGCAAGUGAGUGUUAGUUUUCAGCUCUA